AUGUCAUGCCAGGCUGCGAUGGAUGAUCAACAGAACAGGUCACGAGCCCAUACCCAUCUUGCUAAAUCCGUCACUAGUUGUUUUGCCAUCCUCAAAAAAUUCAGGGACAAGGAAAAAUACAUUACGCCUUUCUUAGACGGCCAAGGCAACGAUUUACCUUGUUCCAUUGAGCUUUCGGGGGUUUUCAAUAUCAUCUAUUGGAUGGCGGGAAUCCAGUCUCAACUGGGCACUGGAUCUGCAGAUUUCAGCAAGUGGGGUCAUGAUUUCCUCCCAUUUCGUUACACUGCCAGGACGGUACAGGAAGCGGCUCGAAGCGUUGGAGAUCUUUCACUCUGCAAGAAUCGUUUGUGGAACCUGGUUAACGUCAGCGAUCGAAAACACGGAGAUCUUCCAGAUAUCGUCGCCGCUAUUAUUCGUCAUAAGGAGUAUAUUUCCCAUAAAGGUCAUGAGAAAUGUGCACCAAGCAAGUGUCAGGGAGCUCAAAUGGACAGUACCAAGGUCGUUCAGCUUCAUAAAUGCGUCGAAACAUACGAUAACUCUCAAAAUGACACUGCGGGACCCAUCAAUUGCGUGCAAAAGCUGUUUCCUGUAGAACUACUCCUGCCCAAUCUUGAGCUAGGCAAAAGUACUGCAUGGCUUUGUCAAGGAACUCAAGAAACAAUCCCGGGAAAGGGACAGGAUAUGUCCAACGAGAUGCACCGACUUUGCUCUAACAGCGAUCCAUACAUUGCGCUCUCACACGUUUGGUCUGAUGGAACUGGUGUGGGAGUAAAAGAUGCUGGAUCUGUCAAUUCUUGUCUCUUCAAAUACUUCGCCAGUAUUGCGACUGACUUAAAGUGCAAGGGAAUCUGGUGGGAUGCAUUAUCAAUUCCGUAUGAUCCCAAGGCCCGGAGUAAGGCCUUGAGCGUCAUGCACAGCAAUUAUGCCAAUGCAAGCUACACAGUUGUUCAUGAUCAGUUUCUACUGAACUUUCCAUGGAGCGAUGAUGGAGGUCCGUGUCUUGCGUUAGUUCUUUCUACUUGGUUCACGCGUGGAUGGACCGCGCUGGAAUUGGCUAUGUCGAAAAGUGUCAAGGUCUUGUUUAAGGAUGCCAAAACUGGAAAGCACAUAGUCAAGGAUCUAGACCAAGACAUUUUGGCGCACAGUCCGCGCGCUUCGUCCAGAGCUCACUGGCUGGCAACCUCCCUGAUCCAACGACUCCGGAGACCGAUUGAUAACGUUGGAGACCUGGUCACGAUUCUCUCCCCUCGCAGUACAUCAUGGGUGCGAGACCGCACAAUUAUCGCCAGUCUUCUUGCCGGCGUACCUGACCCCGAUCUUUCCAAGGGUGAAAGUGAAAUUACAAGAGAUAUACUGCGAUAUCUGGGUAAAAUACCUUCUGCAAGCCUUCUUCAUGGCAAGCCAACGAUGAAUGAUAGCGGCGGCUAUUCCUGGAGUCCUGCAACCCUGGAUGAUCUUCCCGUAGAAUUUUAUAGGGGUUCCCGAUCCACUGAUGAUACACUCGGAUCUAUGCUAGAGAUCGAUGACUCCGGCGCGGUUUGGGGGCUGUGGGACUUUCGGGAAGUUGUGGAGUCUGAUAUCAUGGAGCCUUACGGUAAUGACCUUGCUGCAACCCUCAGAGUUCAGCUUGCUCUGGAAGAGUGGGAUAAGCAUAUUCUCCUUAUGCCACCGGGCUCGUUCACUGGUACCAAAGCCCUGCUUGUCGUCCCGUUGGCUAUACUGAAAGAUGGUCCAACAAUCAAAUGUCGCUAUGUCGGUACCGUUAUAGUGAGACAUGACGAAAAGACAAAAUGGCUGUGGACCACCCAGAAUAUCCAGUUAGGCGGCCAGGAGAAAGGAGAUCGAGCGUUGAAGGCUGGGAAGGUUUGGGAGUACUUGUCAUCAAUAAAUGAUAAAUCCAUGUUUGAUAAAGACGAGAUGGUAAUCAAGGACAAUUCGGAAGAGUCUUCGAUUGGAAAGAUGUCUGAGUCUGCGAAUCGCUUUGGUGAGUGGCUCAGGGGAGGUACGGAGGACCUAUCCACUUGGUUGGCCAAUGACUCGGCUACACAAGAAUCAUAUCCCGCCGAUUUAAGCCAUGAGGCUCUUAUCAAAGCUUUGGAAACUAACAAUAGAAGUGCCACCAGAGUUCUGGUCAAAAAUAAUGUAAUGAUCGAUCCAGCUGUCGUCAAUUUCUCGGUGGAUCAAACUGUAACAAAAGAUAAGGUCCAGCAAGAUCGCAACGACAAAAAGCUGGCUCGUGGUCUUACGCUUCUGGGGGAUGUCUACGCGGAAAACAAGUUAUUUGAAAGAGCUAUCGCAACCUAUGCCUUUGUUCUUGAAGGGAAUUGGGCAAAGCGUGAAGAAGUGAAGAGUAGCCUCCCAUAUCGAGACAUUCAGCUUGCCUUGGGACAGUCUUUCAUGGCCGUGCAACGAAUUGCUUCGAGCAAUCGACUCGCCAGCCACAGCAAAUACACUCAAGUUGCUGAAGGUCUCUUUGCACAAAUAUUGGAAGUAUGCGAGCGCAAUGGGAGCUACUGGUCAGUGGAAAUCAACAAUAAACGUCGAGAACCAACACGAGGGCAGCCACCAACUUCAAAUCCUAUGGCGGACAAACAAAAAGACGAGUCAAAGCUGACCACAGAUGAUCCAGGCAAGACUGUGAAUGAUCUGAGCAAAGAGAUCCAGGAUCGACGGGGUGACGAGCGAAAAUCAACCAAGUGGUUUCAACUAGAGCUCAACGCCAUCGCUGAGAUGAUCGCUUUGGCGGCCAGUCGCUAUGAUUUCAAGACAGCCAGCGAACAAUGUAAAAGGGCCCUAAGAAAUUUCGGUGACUCGAUUGAGGAUUUUGAAGGAUUUAAACCACGAUGGCCGGAUAGGAGAACUCAGAAUACCACCUCGAAAAAAGAGCGUGAUGAAACCGUCGCCGCAGUCUACCAGCGAGCUUUAAAGAGACUAAGCUCCAUCCUCAAAAAGCAUCACCCGCUACUUCUCGUUAUUCGACUGCAUUUAGGAGCGAAUUACAAUCUUCAAUCCAAAUACAAGCAAGCUGAGAUGCACCUCAACCAAGUAUUAUCAGGCUUGGAAAAUCAGGCUCGGCCGUCUAUUCAAGGAUUCAACACACAUGAUUCUUUGGCCGCUUUUCAAGACCAUCAUGUCCUCCUUGCUUUGACAAAAUACCACCUUGGCCAGACAUACAUGGAACAAGAUCGAUAUGACCACGCUCGCGAUAAAUUUAACGAAGCUUUGAAAUUGAAUCCAGCCGGAAGACCAGAAGGCAGCGAGCUUUAUUAUUCAACCACCUUGGCUCUGUGUAAAAGCUAUCUAGAGCGCGACAAGGUUGAUGCAGAUAAGGCCCUCAAACUUGCAGUGUCCGUCAUCGUGGCCAACCAGACGGAGAUAGUAGGAUCAGACCCAGAUUGGCAUCUACUGAUGGAAGCAAACUUGAGCGUUGCCCGAGCUCUCCGUGCGACCGGAGAGACAAACAAUAUAGAUGAGGCCAGCAAAAUUUGUGAGUACACUCUGAACUUGGCUAAAGAGCAAGGUUUGUUUGGUGAGGAGAGCAAUCUGGAUGAAGCAGAUCUAGCUUCGUUUUAUGCUUCCCUCUACGAAGAGAAAAAGCUCUACGAGGAAGCUAAGAGCCUCAGAGGGAGUGUUCGUGAUAUUGUUUCAGAGCUAGAAGGACCCACCAGUCUAUCAUACUUUAAGUGCUCAAACACUCUCGCAAAGACACUCCAGAAAAAUGGAGAUUUCUUGACGUCGGUGGACAACCACGACGAGGCACAGAUAGAGUUUGAAAAUGCUAUUGCCGAAUUCAGUGCUGUUUUCAAGGGAUUUAAAGAGGUCUUAGGAGAAUAUGCGACCCGGACAUUGCGGACUUGUCAGACUCUUGGUACGCUUCAUCUUGCUCUUGGGCAGAUGGAAAAAGCUCGAGAAUUUUACGAUCAAGCAUACCAAGGAUACCGGAAGCGAUACGGAAUAAAUCACCGCUAUACUUCGACUGCAGCCCACAAACUUGGGUCUGUCUGCUAUCAAAGCUGCAAAUUCACACAAGCAAAAGAGUCAUUUCUAACGGCGUACUCUGGAUACAAGGAAGACAUAAAAAAGAAAAAUUUUCACAAAGAUAUCACGUCAGUGUUAAUCGAUCUAGCUGAAACCUGUGCAGUUCUUGGAGGCCCAGACUACGAGGAGCUUGCGGAAAAGUACUACAACCAAGCACUGACUCACCUGAAAGAUUGCGGGCGCGACGACAUGAAGCAUGAUGCGUUCCGCGUAAAGCUCAAAAAGGGCGAUUUAUUUAGACAACAGAAGAAGUUUCCGGAGGCGAAAAAAUUAAUCCUGGAGGCAUAUCAACAUUUCUGUGAUUUUGAUUUGAGCGAGUUGAACAAAGACAACGUGGAUAAUGGUAAUGCAAUAAAGCGACACGAUUCAGUAGAGCAGUGGGAAGCCAUGUUGCGAUGGGCAGAGCUACUAUUGAAUCUUCAACAGCACGAAAUCGAGUGGGAAGGUUCUGAAGAUAAUCCCGAAGAAUUAAUUCGGGAGGCUAAGAGAGGCUUGAAAGAUGCCACUAGUGCUAGCCAUCCGCUUACCAUUCAGGCUGCGGUUCUCCUUGGUGAAAUCUGUUUGCAGAAAGAAUGUGAGGGUGAUUGUGAGGGGGAAAGGGAGCUCGAAGUUGUUAUAAAUCUUUGUCAGAAGAUUCUACCACCUGGUGCUCCCGUGAUAAUCAGGUCUAUGGAUUGCUUGAUUCACCAUUGGUCGAAAAACGCCGAUAAAAGUAAAGAUGUUGAAAACAUGCAAAAAUCCAAGUGGAAAGCUCUCAAGGAUGGAUAUGGCAUUGACACGGCAGUUGCGAUCAUGAAAAUGACAGACCCCAAGCGAGAAAAUAUCAUGUGGAGCUUCAAUUAUCUUGAUGACGAAGAUGAUGAGAACGAAGAUGAUGAGAGCGAAGAUGGUGAGAACGAAGAUGAUGAGAACGAAGACGAUGAGAACGAAGAUGAUGAGAACGAAGAUGAUGAAGAAGAAGAUGGCGACAACGAAGACGAUGACAGUAGCUCUGAUGAAGACGACAUGAGCUCACAGUCGAGUGAUGAAGAGGAUCUGGAUCUCAGGUGCGAACAGGGAGUAUCAGAACAAGUGGAACAGCAGUGCAUUGUCCCACCAGAGUAUUUUACUAUGGUUCAUAAUGCGCAGCCUGUUAUGGCACAGCCCUGCAACCCAGAAUUCCAGGUUCAGCAGCAGGAACAAUUUAUGCCCCAACCUCAAUACCAGCAGCAAAACUUUGAGGAAAGUCUGGCCUCGCUCGUUCAAAACAUAUUGAAUUUACCCUUUCAGGCUCUUCAAGGGUUCAGCGAUGGAUUCAAUGGAGGAUAUAAUACUCUGCCCCAGGAAGAUCCACCGUCACUCUUUCAAACCACAUUGGAUCUACCCUUUCAGGCUCUUCAAGUGUUCAGCGAUGGAUUCAAUGAAGGAUAUAAUGAAGGAUAUAAUACUGGGUUCCAGGAGAAUCCACCGUCACUCUUUCAAACCACAUUGGAUCUACCCUUUCAGGCGCUUCAAGGGUUCAGCGAUGAGUUCAAUGAAGGAGAUAAUACUCUGCCCCAGGAAGAUCCACCGUCACUUUUUCAAACCACGUUGAAUUCACCCUUUCAGGCUUUUCAAAGGUUCAGCGAUGCAUUCAAUGAAGGAUAUAAUGAAGGAUAUAAUGCUGGGUUCCAGUAA
Botrytis deweyae is the source of this 5694-nucleotide messenger RNA. RefSeq lists its product as uncharacterized. Lineage: Eukaryota; Fungi; Ascomycota; Leotiomycetes; Helotiales; Sclerotiniaceae. The record is from RefSeq and is a predicted model, not a curated record. Gene Ontology annotation, molecular function: protein binding. The transcript has a single exon. The coding region runs from base 1 to 5694 and encodes 1897 amino acids.